Trematosphaeria pertusa is the source of this 1302-nucleotide messenger RNA. RefSeq lists its product as uncharacterized. The transcript has 2 exons. NCBI's taxonomy places the organism in Eukaryota, Fungi, Ascomycota, Dothideomycetes, Pleosporales, Trematosphaeriaceae. Bases 1 to 1302 code for a protein of 433 amino acids. The record is from RefSeq and is a predicted model, not a curated record.
AUGACUGACACGGCCCCUCGAAAGCCUUCCCUCGGAGGAGCAGAACCGGUUGAUCCUGUCUUCCCGUUCCUGCAACUUCCCAGAGAACUUCGGGACCAGAUCUAUGACUAUACGUUCGAGAUAACCGACGCCCGCGGCGACCGCGCCCUCCGCAUCGAACGCCGCCACCUGAAGCACUUCAAGCCCUCCGCAGCCUCCAUCCUCCUACUCCUCCACCACGAAUACUUUCUCCUCAACCGGCAAACCGCACGCGAAGCCCUCGAAAUCCUCUUCCAAAACCAUACCGUCUUCCUCAGCUGCGGGCCCUACGUGCUCAAGCAACUCCUCGCACGCAUAGAAGAGGCUGGCGGCCCCUGCACGCAAUGGCUGAAAUGGAUCAAGAAGGUUGAGCUUGACUGGGUCACAUUUCCGAACCUGAGGGCGUAUCCGCCGGAUCGGAGUGAGGGGAGGGAUGAGUGGUGGUGGGAGAGGGAUGGAGUGGAAAUCGAUGUGGAUUGUGUACGUGGAGUGGCGUAUAACGGACACUAUGAUGAAGACGACCACGAAGGUGGAUACUACGACGACAACUUUUAUAGUCCAGACGACGCUUCUCUAUACCCUUCUUGGCCUCAGCCCGCUUCUCGCACGAGCGAUCCCGAAGAUCUAUUCGGUUUCUCGUCGCACUAUCCUUUCUCUGAUCCCUUGACGGAACCGGAACACGAACACGAUACUUCGGCCCAGGACGACAUAUCCACGAAACUUGGCCUCCUCAUAUCAAUGGAGGUAACGCCGCUCUUCGCCUACCUCUCCAUGCCAACCUUCUCCUCCCUAUCCAGCAUCACGCUCCCCCUCUACUUCAUCUCAAAGCAAUCCUACCAUCACCGCAACAGCACACACCCCGGCCGCACCCUCCCCCUCAAAAUCCGCUACUGGGUCCAAGUCUGCAUCCACGCGCUCCUCAUGCUGCACCACUCCACUUCCACGGAUUUCCCAAAGCUGCAAGAAAUCCGCAUCAAGUACAUGCCCUGGGACAUCUGGGCGACCAUGGACCCGGCCGACGACUUGCAGCGCAUGGUCAAGAAGGGCAUUUGGUAUAAAGAAGGCGAGGAUGCCGAUCGCGAAAGAGAGGGCGAGGGAGAGGCGUUCCGUGCGAUAUGGGCUGGGAUGCAGGAUAGGGGUUUGUGCAAAGGGAAGAACCGGAUGGGUUUAAGUGCGGAGGUGAGGUUUGUGAAGUGGGAGGGGGAUUUAGAUAAAUGGCGAGUGGGUGACGAGCUGGAGGUUGUAUUUACGAACGGGGCGCAGGCGAAUGAGAGGAGGAAGUGA